CGCAUUCAUUCAUUACGUCAUAGCAAAACAUGAAUCACAUUUAAAAAUCAUAACAAAUAAAAUCUUAUGGAACGCAGUCAGCUGAUAACAGAUAAUUCGGUGUUGACUAAUUUUCCAUACAAUUAUUUAUUACUUAUCGCUUAUUACCUUUCACUUCGUGCACAAAAGAAUUUUAUUCGUUUCCAUUGAUCUUUUCAGUUAUGAUUCACAGCUGAACAGUUCAUAAGUAUUUAAUCAAAAAUGGUUUUACCGCACGAACCCUCCAUCAACGUCUUGGAAAGUGACAGUGAGAGUGAAGAGGAUAGUGUCGUGGAAGAGGACGAAGAUGACCUCACCAAAAUCAUACCGCCGCAAAUCGAGGACACCAAACGAAUCUUAAAGGCCAGACACGUCCUCGGCAUUCUCGGCUUUUUAGGUUUCGCGAACGUCUACGCGAUGCGGGUGAACUUAUCCGUGGCUAUUGUGGCGAUGGUAAAUCACACGGCGAUGGUUACCAACGUUACCAACAACACUUUCGAUAACUGUCCCAUUCCAGCCAGUACGAACACGACUAUAAAACCUCAGGACGGGACGUUCAUGUGGGAUGAGAAAACACAAGGUAUCGUCCUCGGCUCGUUCUUCUACGGCUACGUGCUGACGCAAGUCCCGGGAGGGCGACUCGCCGAAAUAUUCGGCGGGAAAAUCGUCUUCGGCUGCGGACUCCUUACGACCGCCAUCUUUACGCUGCUAACGCCGAUAGCGGCGCAAUUGAACUUUACGUUUUUUAUCAUAGUGCGCGUCAUCGAAGGAAUGGGGGAGGGCGUCACGUUUCCCGCCAUGCACGCGAUGUUGGCGCGUUGGAUUCCGCCGCUGGAGCGGAGCAAGUUCGCGGCGUACGUGUACGCGGGCGCCAAUUUCGGUACGAUUCUAUCCUUGCCGAUUUCGGGUUGGUUAUGCGGAUUGAAGUUCAUGGGCGGUUGGCCUUUGGCGUUUUACGUUUUUGGCGGAUUGGGCAUCGUUUGGUUGGUGUUUUGGAUAUUUUUUAUUUAUGAUACGCCGUCAUCUCAUCCGCGAAUAUGCAGGCAAGAACAGGCGUAUAUUCUGGCCAGUAUUGGACCGCAGGACGAAGACGACAGGGCUCCUGUUCCGUGGCUGCAGAUUAUUACGUGCGUUCCAUUGUGGGCGAUUCUGGUCACAAUGUGCGGACAAGCGUGGGCGUUUUACACUCAACUUACAGAGAUGCCUACGUAUAUGAGCGAAAUACUUCACUUCGACAUUCAACAGAAUUCCAUAUUAUCCGCCAUUCCUUAUCUCACCAGCUGGAUUGCGGGCAUACUAAUCAGCAUAUUCGCCGAUUGGUUGCUGACCAAAGGAUAUCUGUCUCUCUCUACCUCGUAUAAAAUCUUCAAUUCCAUAGGGUCGAUCGUCCCAUCCCUCGGGCUUUUGGGCGUCGCGUGGUUGGGAUGCGAUCGAAUGCUAAUUCAGGUCGUCCUGGCGCUGACGGGCGCCUUUAGCGGGGCGACUUACGCCGGAUCCGCGACCAAUCACAUCGCCCUGAGUCCGAAGUACGCGGGGACGAUGUACGGAAUUACGAACGCCGCCGGUAAUAUAUGCGGAUUUCUGGCACCGUACGCGAUCGGAAUGAUCAUACAAGGAAAAGAAACGCUGGGACAAUGGAGGAUGGUAUUUUAUCUCGCCGCCGGCAUUAAUAUGGGCAGCAAUUUAUUCUACGUCGCGUUCGCGAGCGCUCGCGAACAGCCCUGGUCGAGAUCGCAACGGUUGAGCAGCGCCAAUUGACAGGCGCUCUACUUGGCCCUGAUGGUGGUCGACUCUUAGCCAAUUUUGUUCUUUAUCAUUGUUCUCCGAAAUGUUUUCACGUGAUACCAGAUUUUAAUAUUUUUAAGUAGUAAAAUGCAGCAGAUAUCGUCGUCAUAUGUACAGGGUGUCUUUAUUUUUUACAUUCAAACACUGUCCAAUUGGUUAAUAACCUACUUAAGGUGCUAAAUCGAAAUAUAUAUUUAUACAGGGUGAUUUUUUGGGAGCUUUACUUUAAACAUUUCUGGGAAAGUGAAAUAGGUAGGUUACUCUGAAGACAGAAUCGAUGUAAAAUAUUUUCAAAAUGGUGGCAGUACCUGAUUUUCAAAAACCUACCGUUUUAACUAAAGUUUCCAAAAAAACCACCCUGUAUAUAAUUUGGUGUUUUCAGUGCAUCCGUAAAAAUUCUGUGAUAAUUUGAUUUGAGCAUUUUUUGUCGAUAAGUACGCAAUCUGAAAUAUUGUCGGGGUUUUUGUGUUACGUCAAAUUUAAUAUUAGGGUAGGUAAGUGUUCUGUGUAGGUAUUUCAAGGCUGAGUGAUGAACAUUUAAAUAUGAGAACACAUUCCAUGAUUUUCACUUUCCUCGAUAGAUUUAUAAUUGUAUCAUACCAUGACUUAACAAAAGAUAUCGCUGAUAACCAUGUCAAUUUCUGUAUUAAUUCCGUAAUUUCCGUGCAGUCGAUUUCUAUGGGGAAAGACUUCAUAUUUAGUGACUUUAAAUCUUAGCUGUUUAUACUGUCGUGACAGAUUCCCUGUGCUAGACUGUAAGAUGCAUGUAUACUGUGAUUUUAGAGCAAAUCAAUACUCGACAUUAACAUUAUUUGUGUUUUGUAUGUAUAAUGUAUGAUACAGAUUUGAUAUUGACUAUUAGAGAGAGGUGCUGGACAUCAGAUCAUCGGAAAAUUUUAUGAAGAGCAUGUAAUGUGAUGUGAUUUUGUGGAAACAAACUAAUCUGAUGUAAUUGCACUUAUUUAUAAAUAUAUAUGAGAUAUUUUUCUUAAUAGCA
Photinus pyralis (common eastern firefly) is the source of this 2800-nucleotide messenger RNA. RefSeq names its product putative inorganic phosphate cotransporter. Gene Ontology annotation, biological process: transmembrane transport; monoatomic anion transport. Bases 241 to 1776 code for a protein of 511 amino acids. The record is from RefSeq and is a predicted model, not a curated record. The transcript has 9 exons. NCBI's taxonomy places the organism in Eukaryota, Metazoa, Arthropoda, Insecta, Coleoptera, Lampyridae. Gene Ontology annotation, molecular function: transmembrane transporter activity.